UGCAGCAAAAUGUACACGAUGUUUACAUCAGACUUAUAGAUCUACAUUUUAAAAAAAAGGCAAUACAACUUUACAGUAAUAUUCCUGGGGAUGAAGACGCCAGAUUCAGUUGAACAUACGGAAGAGAAACCGAGCAAAGGCUUAACCUCAACAUCUGUUGGUAUCUUGAACUACAAACGUUUAGAAUAAGACUUCUAAUAAUAAGAAUAAUCUAAAAGUUGUAAAACUACAGCAAUGAACACACACAAUAUCAGCUCUCAAAUAGUGCAGUGUUUAGGGAAUGUGUGGGCUAAGAAAAUGUUGUAUGAUUUCACUGUGAAAAUCGGUGACGAAGCUAUCGAAUGUCAUCGACUCAUCCUGGCUGCCUGCUCGGAUUUUUUCAAGGAUCUGUUUACAUCAGGCAUGAGAGAAGUGACAGAGAACUAUGUUGUUUUACCAGAUGUUUCUUGUGAUGGGUUUCGGUUAGUUUUAAAAUGCAUUUAUACUGGUGAAGAUGUUUUGACUUUCGAAAACUUGUAUGAAUUUUGGCUAGUAGCUCACAGGUUGAGAAUAAACUUUUUAUUAGAUAUGACUGAAACAUUUGCCAUUGAAGCUAUUAGUAUAGACAACUGGGAUAACAUUUACAGAAUAGCUAAACUUUUAAAAUCAGGAAAAGUACUGUAUCAGAUUCGUGUAUUUAUGUUAAAAAACUUUGAUCAAAUCAGUCUUACAUCAACAUAUCUUCAGCUGUCUUUCUAUGAGCUACGUGAUCUAUUAAAGAGCGAAGAUCUUAAUGUUCAAAACGAAGACGUAGUUCUCGAAGCGGUGAUGAAAUGGGUCAAUUAUGUCCCUUCAGUGACAAGUGAGUUAGUAGAGGAUGAUCUUUGCAAAAAGAAAGAUAAUACCAAAGGAAAACGUUCAAUGUUAAUCCAUUCGAAUGUAUUUGGUUCAAUUGUAGAUAAGGAGUUUUCUAGAAAAGAUAAACUUCCAGAGCUGUUGAAAAAAAUCAGGACAUGCCUUGUAAGUCAUGCACUUUUAACGCGUGUUUACAAGAUGGACGUUGUAUCCACAAAUAAAGAUUCAAGAGAAAUAAUUGUCAAUGCUAUAUUAUAUCACGUCCAGAAGUUUAAACACGGCCAUUGGCCCAUCGCUGCUCUACACAGAGCUUGUAGUGGGUACACACAUGGUGGUAUCCUUGCAGUUGACGGAGGAAAUUUUAAAUUUAUAAGUGCACACGAUGAGAAGAUGUACACCAUUACAAGAAGCGAUUUGUUGCAAGACUGUGUUCAGUUCACCACCGUUCAGGGUGAACUGUAUGCUAUAGGUAAACAACUUUCCUCCACCAGUGGAGAGUUUAAUAUUGCUGUAUUUCGGGAAAACAAGUGGAAUUUUGUGAUGAAGAUAAAAAGUUGUAAUUUGAUAUUUUUCUCACGUAGCGGCUUGCUGCACAUUUUUAACAGAGACGAGCAGAGCAUAUACACCAUUCCGAAACAGAAAAAAUAUAUAACAAUGGCAGAGAGACUUCGAGAUUUUGAUAAAACCAAUUAUGUUGAACAUGCAAUGAGUCAUGAUAACUGUAUUUUAUUAUUUAGUUCUUUAUCUCUCGAUGACACAAAACGAACAGCCGUUUGCAAAAUUGAUGCUUUGGAUAAUUGUUGGCAUAAACGGUUUCUUGAUGGGCCAUCUGAACACUUGAUCAGCUUCAGAAAUGACAACUUUAAUUAUAUUCUGCAGAAAAAUGGAUGUAUGAGUCUCGUAUGUUUACCUCAUUAUGGUAAAGACAUUCAUUUUCGAAGUCUUGUCAAGCUUUGGGAUUUAGAAAGAGAGCUCUAUGGUGCUUUCGCUUACAAAAAGAAACUUAUCAUUUUUGGAGCGAAACCAAACCCCGAUUGCCCUGAAAUGAAAACACUACUUGCAGUACCUAAUCACUUUAAGUUGGUGAAGUACUGGGGCAUUGAAGCAAAAUGUUCUAAUAUUGCUCCAGUCAUUCUGCCAACAGCUAAUCUCAGUGAGGAUAACCACGAUUCGAUUAUAUAAAUUUUCGAUUUAAAUUAGCAGUAUAUCUAUAAAUACAUAUCUACAGUACAUUUUUAUAUUUUUAUAUACA
Physella acuta is the source of this 2086-nucleotide messenger RNA. RefSeq names its product kelch-like protein 13. Gene Ontology annotation, molecular function: protein binding. The record is from RefSeq and is a predicted model, not a curated record. NCBI's taxonomy places the organism in Eukaryota, Metazoa, Mollusca, Gastropoda, Physidae.